AGAGUGAACGAGUAAGAAGAGAGAAAGAGAGAGAGAGAGUGAACGAGUAAGGAGUCAGAGAGAGAGAGAGAGAAAGAGUGAACGAGUAAGGAACGAGAGAGAAUGAGGGCGUGGUGUGAGGGGAUAGACGAACGGCACGUGCACGUUGAGUGAGUCUCUCAUCGCAACGACCUUCAGUUCAUCGCCAAACGUUACUUAUAAGAGUCGCGUGAUUUACUUGGUUCUAACCGGCACGAACAUAACCUUAACAAAUUCUUCGAUAUUCAAUUCAACGUGUCUGCUGCUAUGAUAACAGAUAGAACGAGACUCGCUUAUGUUACCGCAGCCGCAGUUGGCGCCGGUACAGCAGUUUUUUUUAUUUGGUGGUGGUGGAGUCGCAAACAAAAGUAUCGAGCACCUUCGAAAUGGAGAAAGGUCGGUGAACUUAGCGAUCUUGCUGCAUAUCCGGUGAAAUCAUUGGGCCCAAUUAGAUACACGUCGAUGGAAUGUACUAUGUUGGGCCUUAGAGUGGGAUGGUUACGAGAUCGUACAUUAAUGGUUAUCGAUCUUGAUGGAAACUUUGUCACUGGUAGACAAUUACCAAAAAUGGUUCAGGUAUCACCAAGUAUUACGGGUUCAGUUUUAACCUUGAAUGCACCAGGCAUGAUGUCGGUAUCAAUAGAUCUUGCUUGUAUCAAAGGAAAAGGUUUUCGUGCUGCGGUAUGGGGUCAAGCAGUAGCUGCUUGCGAUUGUGGAGAAGAAGCAGCCAGAUGGUUGUCACGUUUUCUCCUUCAGGAAGAUGCCGGUCUUCGUUUGGUUUAUUAUCCGUUGGAACGACCAUCAAGAGAAAUACGAGAGAAGAAUAGGAUUUUCCCUUUGACCGAGAGCAUAGAUACCGGUGCUUAUCCAGAUGCUACGAGCUAUAGUCUCAUAAAUGAGUCCUCGGUAACGGAUUUAAAUUCUCGAUUGGAAGAAUCUGUUACACCGUCGAACUUUCGAGCGAAUUUUGUCGUUAAAGGAGCAAUCGCCUUGGAAGAAGAUAUUUGGGAUUGGGUUAAGAUAGGAGACGUAAUUUUUAGAAACAUUAAACCUUGCACAAGAUGUAUAUUUACCACGGUUGAUCCAGAAACUGGUAAAAAAAGUCCGAAAGUCGAACCUUUAAAAACAUUGAAAAGCUAUAGGCAAAUCAUGGAUCCGGAUAUUCGUCCGUUUACUGGAGAUUGUCCGGUCAUGGGAAUUCAUCUUGGUUUAAGAGGACCAAAUGGUUUUGUACGUUUAGGCGAUUCAGUUUACGUUGGUAUUCCAAACGAGGAAGAAACCCCUGUAAUAUCGCCACCAUAGCUACACCGAUGGGCCUCCUGCGGAUGAAAUUAUUUUUGACGAAGUUAAUUCUCUCGUUGGAGACCAUAAAACGUGACGCGUUUACAUUGGGGGAGAUAUAAAAAGAAGAAUUAUAUUCAACGUGUUGUUCCUCUUCGAACUUCGAAAUAGAUUUUACGAAAAAACGUACUUAUUAAGAUUUAUUAGCAAUAAUAUUAAGAAAAGAUAUUUCGAAUAUUUUCGACAUAAUGGUGCCAACAAAAGUCAUCAUAAUCAAGAGUAUACGUACCGACGAUUCAUAAUGAAAUUUCUUUGCUAAUUAGAUUAAUUAAUUAUUUUAUCGUCGUAUUUAAAUAGAUUAGUAGUGGCAAUAUAUGCAUAUAUAUAUAUAUAUAUAUAUAUAUAUAUAUAUAUAUAUAUAUAUAUAUAUAUAUGAGAGAGUUUCCAUCGUUAUGAGUAUUACUGGAUUAGCGAGUUAUAUUUUUGUACGAUGGUUAGAAUUACGUUGAUUAGAUCUAUUUACUAUUUACUCGAUACGCUUUUCAAAAAAAAAAAAAAAAAAAAAAAAAAAAAAAAAAAAAAAAAAAAUGAAUGAAUGUCGAAUAACGAUAACUUUGUACAAAAGAUGUUAUCGAUUAAGAACAAAUUCUUUGGUAAUUGAGAUAAUUUUUUAAUUGAUCAUUAAAUCGUAAAGUCGAUUUAAAGAAGGAAAAAGAAAAAACAAAUUAAUAUACACUAGAUGUAUUUCUUAUUACAAUAAUAUUUAUUUACACUACAAAAUAACGAGGUUCGAUUUACACAUAUAAAUAUAAUGCGUUUCGUUUUGUUAUAACAUAAGAAAACACAUUCUUUCUUGACAUUACGAAUUGUCUCCUUGAAUUUUCUAUAUUAUUCUCUUUAGAAGUUUUCAAAGAGAGAAAGAGAGAAAGAGAGAGAGAGAGAGAGAGAAAGAGAGAGAGAAACAUUAAUUCCGUAUUCUGAGCGUUUGAAUAAAUACUUACGUAAUUUUUAUUACGAAUAAGUAUUUACGUAAAUAUUAUGCAUAAAUACGUACUUACGUUGAAUUGAAUUAGAUUGCAAACGAAGAAUUAGACAAAUAGAUCUUCGAAAUAAUGUAUAUUACUCGUUAAAAUCAAAAAUCAAUGGAGUUUGUAUUAUUUAAACAAUGAUUCGUUUAUUCGAAUUGUACGAAUUUACAUAGAAUUAACGAGACCAAAGAAAGUAUAAAAGAAAAAAAAAAAAAAAAAAAGGAAGGAAGGAAGGAAAAAAAAAAAGGAAAAAGGAUAAAAGGGCAAAAGAAAAGAGGAAGAGAAGAAAGAGAGAAUAGAAGAAACCUAAACCCUUCCACCAUAAUUUUUAUUAUUUCUUUUUUCGUUUUCUUCUUUCUAUCUAUUUAAUUCACUUUUUUCCAAUAUGAUCUUAAACGCUCAAUGACGUUACUCUUCGUUACGUUUGUUUUCAUUUAUUUAUUUAUUUAUUGUCUCUUUUGUUUCGUCUAUAAAAAAAAAAAAAAAAAAAAAAAAAAAAAAAAAAAAAAAAAAAUAUACUUGAGGAACGGGCAAAGAGGUACGCUUGCACUUAAUCGAGAGAUGAUAUUGAAUAAUAAUAAUAAUAAUAAUAGUAGUAGUAGUAGUAGUAGUAGUAAUAAUAAUAAUAAUAAUAAUAAUAAUAAUAAUAAUAAUAAUAAUUAAAAAAAAAAAAAAAAGGAAAAAUAAACAAAAAUAAAAAGGAAAACAAUCAGUGUCUGGCGCUGUGGAACGUGGUUCUUAGAAGAGACGGGCAGUGGUUAUACGACGGUUGAGGGGUGGGGGCACAGGUCUAUGUACAAAACUUUGCAGAACAACGUUACGUAGGCGCAAUUCGUCGCUUUUUUUUUUCUCUUUCUCAUCGAUCAUCGAAAUAAGCGCAUCUUAUGCGAUAUUCUAAUCGUGCGUGAGAAGCUUCGAUUAGAGAGGAUAAAUCAUUUCUUUUUUCUUUUCUUUUCUUUUCUUUUCUUUUCUUUUCUUUUAUCGUCGCAACAGCAUAAGACACGUUCUCUUGCGAAAUUUUUUGUUUUUAUUAUUAUCUUUUUCAUUAUUCUUUUAAUUUCUUCAUAGAUUCGUAAAAGUGAUUAUUAAUCGUCCAUCGUCUGAGAGCGGUGGAGAGGGGGGGGGGGGG
Vespa velutina is the source of this 3456-nucleotide messenger RNA. RefSeq names its product mitochondrial amidoxime reducing component 2 (gene Marc). Bases 286 to 1320 code for a protein of 344 amino acids. Gene Ontology annotation, molecular function: pyridoxal phosphate binding; catalytic activity; molybdenum ion binding. The record is from RefSeq and is a predicted model, not a curated record. Lineage: Eukaryota; Metazoa; Arthropoda; Insecta; Hymenoptera; Vespidae. The transcript is spliced from 5 exons.